AUGACAGAAAGGCAAGCUCUCAUGCCAACAAAACCGAAGGUCACUCCAUCUCUUGCGUUUGCAACGUUGGUGGCUUGCUUCGGAUCGAUCCAAUAUGGAUACCAUAUGGCAGAACUCAACGCACCUGGACAAGUUCUCUCGUGCUCUGAAUUUAUUAAUCCUUGGCCCGAAACACAGUAUCGCAACACCUGGCUCGGCAGUCACGGCUUCAAACAGUGCAUCAAAAUAUCAGAGCAACAAAUAGGCCUGGCAACGUCUAUUUUCUCGAUCGGUGGACUGGUGGGCUCUCUGUAUGCAGGAAGACUGGCAGAUCGGUACGGUCGCAAACGUUACAGCUUCACCAACUGUAUUGUGGGGAUCGUGGGCUCUUUGAUCUUGUUCCGUGCCAACACAUAUGCACAGCUCGUGUGGGGUCGCUUGAUCGUGGGCAUGUGUUGUGGAAGUUCUAUCGUGGUCACCCCGCUGUUUAUCAAUGAGAUCUCACCCAAGGAGCUACGUGGCUCUUUGGGAUCCAUGAAUCAAGUGUGCAUCAAUGUUGGAAUCUUACUCACGCAAUUUCUGGCGCUUAUUUUUGCAGAUUCUUUCCGUUGGAGAUGGCUCAUGCUUGCAGGGGCCCUUCUCGCACUGGUGAACUUGUUCCUGCUUUUUAAAGUGGACGAAUCUCCGCUAUGGCUGGCGUCCCAGGGCGACAUCGACGGCGCGGAAAGCGUCCUCCAGAGUUUGCGAGGCGGAGACUUACACCGGUCUCGCGAUGAGGUGGAGGAGUGGCUAACUGCGCGUGGCUCCUCCAGAGGCGGCAGUUACUACGCGGUUAUGAGAGAUGCAAGUCCUGCAAACGCACCGGCCUCGCAACAGUCGUCGCUCAGGUCUUCAGAAGCGUUCAACGCAGAUUUAUCGUUGCUGAAAUAUUUCACAGACCCACGCUACAGCAAGUCUCGUUGGGCAGUUACUGCGAUUUUGGUGAGCCAGCAAUUUUGCGGGAUCAAUUCCAUUAUAUUUUACGGGGUGAAGGUGAUUAGCGGGCAAUUACCACAGUAUGCCCUCGCGGUCAAUUUCGUCAUCUCCAUUGUGAACGUUGUUGCGACCUUUGGGGCCUCUUUUCUGGUAGACCACUGGGGCCGCAAACCACUGCUGAUUUGCUCUGCAGCAGCGAUGUCUGUGGCCACUACAUUUGUAUCUGGAGGUAUCGUUGCCGACAACGCUGGCGUGUUGGUGACCUUCACCAUCAUCUACGUGGCCGUUUUCGCACUCGGGCUGGGUCCAAUCCCAUUUCUGGUGAUUUCUGAGCUUUCUCCACCCGACGCAAGCGGCAUUGCACAAAGCUACGGCACCACUUGCAACUGGAUUGCGACCUUCAUAGUUGGCUACGGGUUCCCGUCGCUCCAUCAAUGGCUGCAGGGCUACGUUUUUUUGGUCUUUGCCGUCUAUGCUGCUGGGUUUGCAACGUACGUGUGGUAUAAAAUCCCCGAAACCAAAGGAAAACAUGGAGCAGAUCUUAGAUGGAGAGAAUAG
This is a messenger RNA of Lachancea meyersii CBS 8951, 1512 nucleotides long. The record is from the annotation of a GenBank genome assembly. NCBI's taxonomy places the organism in Eukaryota, Fungi, Ascomycota, Saccharomycetes, Saccharomycetales, Saccharomycetaceae.